Halichondria panicea is the source of this 1757-nucleotide messenger RNA. RefSeq names its product solute carrier family 15 member 4-like. The coding region runs from base 6 to 1559 and encodes 517 amino acids. Gene Ontology annotation, cellular component: membrane. The transcript has a single exon. Gene Ontology annotation, biological process: transmembrane transport. Gene Ontology annotation, molecular function: transmembrane transporter activity. The record is from RefSeq and is a predicted model, not a curated record. NCBI's taxonomy places the organism in Eukaryota, Metazoa, Porifera, Demospongiae, Suberitida, Halichondriidae.
GAGAAAUGAAUCAGUUCAAUUCUACAAGUAAUCUACCAAACACAAGACACCGCUGCAAAUGUCACUAUCAAGUAAGAUGGUUUUACUCUAAGGGAGCGUUUCUUCUCCUGUUCAAUGUUACUUUGGCAAGCAUAGCAUGCUUCACAUUAUUAAGCAUACUUUCCAGCUAUAUAAAAGAACGCAACUUCCAGAAAUGGUGGAUUGGUAUUCCUGUUUGUUUGUUUGGCUUGCUGGCAAGUGUUAUAUCAGGGUGGGUAGCAGACGCAAGACUUGGAAACUACAAAGUACUUCGGAUUGGUUGGAUACUGUUAUUUCUCACAAAAAUGGCUUUCAGCGCAUUUUUUCUAGUCCCCACGAACUUACAAAAUUACUACGUAGCCUAUACUUUGUUCACUUUGGGGGGUAGCAUCUUUAUGGUGGGGUUGGUAGCCUCCAUUGUAACAUCACUACAGCUUGGUUUGGACCAAAUGCCAGAUGCCUCUUCCUCAAGCAUCACUGCAUUCAUUGCUUGGUACAUUUUCAGUAUUUUUGUUGGCGUGUGGCUCAGUUUUAUUGCCGUUUAUUGUUUCUCGAAGAGUUGCACAAGUGUGCUUCACAACACAAAUAGUACCCAGCUAUUGUUAAUUGUACCACCUUUAUGCAUGAGUAUCAUUCUUGUUUUGGAUUUCAUCUUAGCCAAGUCAUGGUUGAUUAUUGAGCCCAAUUCACCACAAGCUAUAAAAACCAUCUACCAAGUUCUCAAGUUUGCAGCCAAGCACAAAGCUCCCCUCAAUCGCAGUGCUCUCACAUACUGGGAGGAAGACGUACCUUCAAGAAUGGACCUGGGAAAGUCGAGAUACGGUGGUCCAUUCACUACAGAGCAAGUCGAAGAUGUGAAGACCAUCCUACGCCUGUUUACUCUCAGUAUUUCACUAUGGUUUGUCUGCUUCCCUCUUAUGCUCAAUAACUCACGAAUGAUUGCAAAGAUAAAUCCACUAGGUUCAACCUAUUGUAAUUCACUAUUAAUUGGCUUGGUAACCUACAACACUUGGUGGUACGGAAUGAUAUGUACCUUGAUUAACGAGUUUGUUAUCUACCCGGUAUUCAGAAACAAGUUUCCGAGUAUUCUAAAAAGAAUUGGCCUAGUGUCUUUUGUGAAUACCAUUCUCAACAUCGCUUUUCUCGUUAUACAUUUGAGCCUAACUCAAUACUCAAUGAACAAACAAAUGGUUGUCAUAAUAUUGUACUUAACUUCAAUAUCAAACGGUUUGCUACGAAUGAUACUCAUUUGCGCUAUGCUGGAGUUAGUUUGUGCUCAAGCUCCAUACAGAAUGAGAGGGCUUCUAACUGGCUACACGAAUGUACUCGUUUUAAUGUUUUAUAUUAUAGAGAUAAAUUUAGAAUUAGACUUAAAGUACUCGCUGGUCAUAUUCGGAGUGAAGACAGGCAUCAGUUUGUUUGGAUUCAUCUUGUACUGUCUCCUGGCUCGCUGGUACAAAAGGAGAGUUAGAGACGAGGACUACAAUGUACAAGCUGUUGUGGAGGAGGUCUAUGAUCGAUACUUGUCAGCUCAGCAUUGAACACUAUAUACUAUACGCUAGAUUGAUAACUAAUAGUGAUAUACAAUGUACAUUGAAGGUAUUCACUGUAGAAGGUUUUGUUUUAUGUAUUUGUUUUAUGUACAUUGCAAGUACUGUAGGAAAUUAAUUUUUCGGGCAAAUUAAUUUUCAGUUGACAUAGCUUCAGUACAUGUAUAGGUAACAAUUCGAGCAUUUGUA